CAUAUUCUCUAUCCUCAAAAGAAUCAUAAUUUUCCCGCAAACUAAGAUAUAUUCAUUAAGUAUGAUAGCCAUACUCCUUGGCAUAUUAGUAUUUGUAGUCGCCAUUGUUUUGUUGCAUCCAAAGGAUGAUCGGAAUAAAGUUCCACCACCAGGUCCCAAGGCAUUGCCACUCAUCGGUAACCUCCACAUGUUAGGAACACAACCACACCGCACCCUCCAAGCCCUCGCCGAAAAAUACGGACCCAUAAUGUUCUUGAAGCUAGGGCAAGUUCCAACUGUAGUUGUUUCUUCUCCGGAAGCUGCUAAGCUAUUCCUCAAGACUCAUGACCUAGAUUUUGCAAACAGGUCUAAAUUUCAGGCUGUGGAGAUGUUUUUCAAUGGCGGAAAGGGCAUUGGGAUGGCACAGUACGGUUGGUAUUGGCGGCACAUGAAGAAGUUAUGCACAUUGCAACUUUUAAGUGGAUCAAAGGUUGAGAUGUAUGGUCCUUUAAGGAGGAAGGAAUUGGAAAUGUUGGUGAAGUCUCUAUGCAAUGCUUCUGCGUCAGGUGAGGUUGUGAAUCUUAGUAUGAUGUUGAAGGAGCUUUCUGAGAAUAUCACAUUCAAGAUGGUGUUGGGUCGAAAGCAUGAAAGUAAUAGGUUCAACUUAAAGGCCCUUGUUGACUUAGUCAGCUUGGCUGGAGCUUUCAAUAUUGCAGAUUACGUGCCUAUCCUUGGCAUCUUUGAUUUUCAGGGAAUAAGAAAGAAAGUAAAUAAAUUAAGAAAAUCAAUUGACGAUACAUUGGAGUAUAUUAUUGAAGAUCAUCAAAAUACCAACUACGAUGAUGAUAAUAAUAGUCCACAGAAAAAGGAUUUUGUUGACAUAUUGCUAUCAUGUUUGGAUCAACCCAUGGAUCCUGAUGAAGAACACGAACAUGUUAUAACAAGAAAUGACAUCAAGGCUAUUAUAAUGGACAUGAUUGGUGCAACAUAUGAAUCAUCAACUUCGGCAAUUGAAUGGGUUAUGUCAGAGCUACUAAAGCAUCCAAGUGUGAUGAAGAAACUUCAACAUGAGAUACAACAUGUAGUUGGAGGAAUUAAUAAACAAGUUGAAGAGAGUGAAAUAGAGAAUAUGCCUUAUUUGGAUAUGGUUGUGAAAGAGACCUUAAGAUUAUACCCAGUUGCACCUUUGCUAUUGCCUCAUGAAUCUCGAAACGACGUCGUUGUUGAUGGUUAUUACAUAAAGAAAAAUACAAGAAUCAUAAUAAACGCAUGGGCAAUUGGAAGGGAUCCAAGAGUUUGGUCAGAAAAUGCAGAGAAGUUCUAUCCAGAGAGAUUUGAACAUGAUAAUGUAGACAUUCUUGGACGUGACUUUAGAUUCAUACCAUUUGGUUCUGGUCGAAGAGGGUGCCCUGGAGCUCAAUUGGGAUUUGCAACUAUCAAGUUUGUUGUGGCUCAGUUGGUGCAUUGCUUUAACUGGGAGCUUCCUUUUGGCAUGUCUUGUGAUGAAUUAGACAUGAAUGAAACAUUUGGCAUCACUAUACCAAGAACCACACACUUGCUAGCUAUUCCAACUUUUAGGCUAACAGCUGAAGCUGCUAGUAACAAAGAAUAAU
Arachis ipaensis is the source of this 1592-nucleotide messenger RNA. RefSeq names its product cytochrome P450 CYP736A12-like. The record is from RefSeq and is a predicted model, not a curated record. Gene Ontology annotation, molecular function: iron ion binding; heme binding; oxidoreductase activity, acting on paired donors, with incorporation or reduction of molecular oxygen. Lineage: Eukaryota; Viridiplantae; Streptophyta; Magnoliopsida; Fabales; Fabaceae.